Messenger RNA from Hyaloscypha bicolor E, 669 nucleotides. Its product is annotated as glycoside hydrolase family 11 protein. The coding region runs from base 1 to 669 and encodes 222 amino acids. The record is from RefSeq and is a predicted model, not a curated record. The transcript has a single exon. Lineage: Eukaryota; Fungi; Ascomycota; Leotiomycetes; Helotiales; Hyaloscyphaceae. Gene Ontology annotation, biological process: xylan catabolic process. Gene Ontology annotation, molecular function: hydrolase activity, hydrolyzing O-glycosyl compounds.
AUGGUCUCCUUUAAUUCAAUACUCCUCCUCUGCGCCACCGUCGCUUUAAAUGUUCUCUCCUUUCCACUUGAGUUCAAUGCCACCGAGCUUGUCGAGCGUGCUGGCACCCCCAGUGGCCAAGGCACAUCAAAUGGUUACUUCUAUUCCUUCUACACUGACGGCGGCGGAACCGUCAACUACGCAAAUGGUGCCAGCGGCUCUUACACAGUUUCCUGGGUAAAUUGCGGCAACUUUGUCGCUGGCAAAGGCUGGAAUCCAGGCAGUGCUCGUACGAUCAACUAUUCCGGUACCUUCAAUCCAAGUGGAAACGGCUAUCUCUCAGUCUAUGGGUGGAGCACCGGCCCCCUCGUCGAAUACUACAUCGUAGAGUCUUAUGGCACGUACAACCCUGGUUCUGCCGUAACCUUCAAAGGCACUGUUACGUCCGAUGGUGGAACAUACAAUAUUUAUGAGUCAACUCGCACCAAUGCACCUUCUAUCAUUGGAACUGCGACGUUCAAUCAGUACUGGUCUAUACGCACUUCGAAGAGGGUGGGAGGUACUGUGACGACGGCAACUCACUUCAACGCUUGGGCAAAAUUGGGGAUGAACCUUGGCACAUACAAUUAUCAAAUUGUUGCCACUGAGGGUUACCAGAGUAGCGGGAGUUCGUCUAUCACCGUGUCAUAG